Schistosoma guineensis is the source of this 450-nucleotide messenger RNA. The record is from the annotation of a GenBank genome assembly. NCBI's taxonomy places the organism in Eukaryota, Metazoa, Platyhelminthes, Trematoda, Strigeidida, Schistosomatidae.
AUGAUUAUCUUUAUAUAUGGAUAUGAUGAUCCAUUCUAUAUGGAUACUGAAUAUCCAACAUCACUAUCCCCUCCACCACCACCAUCAUCAUCAUCAUCAUCGUUAUCGUCAUUACUGAAAUCAAAGAAGACUAAUUCUAUUUUUCAAAAUUUACAUACAUUCUAUUGGAUAAAUGGAAUUGAUUCAAGGAAUCCUUAUAGAGGAUAUUAUGAAUCUUAUAUGAAUAAACGGAAAUAUUCACAUCAUCAUGAUCAUCACCAUCGUCGUCGUCGUCGUCGUCGUCAUCGACGUCAUCAUCAAAAUCGUCCAUUUUUAUCAUUACAAACUGAUUUAUUUAAAUUACUUAAAGGUAAACGUAAAAUAAAUAAUGAUCAUGAUAUUGUCAUUGAUCGAUUAUUAAAUAAUGAAAUAUUUAAAUUAAGAGGUUGGAGACCACAACGUUAUGGAUAA